AUGACUUCAAAAUCUCCGUAUCCGGAUUUAAUUAUUCCCGAUAUCGAUCUAUGGGACUUUCUCUUCCAGCGACAGAAUCGGUCAUUUCCAGGUUCUCAGGUGAUUCUGACCGAUGUCCGAACCGGUCGUAGGUAUACAUUCGAUGACUUGAGGAAACUAUCGUUGCAUCUUGGCAGCCGGCUACAAGAACGUCUGCAAUGGCGGACGGGGGAUGUAUUGACAAUUGUCUCCAUGAACGCCAUUGACAUACCACCUAUUAUAUGGGGCACACUUGCUAUCGGUGGGGUGGUCAGUCCUGUGAAUCCAAACUUCUCAGCAACCGAACUGGUACACUAUCUCAAAGUUUCUCAAUCAAAGGCAAUCGUCACACAAAAGUCCCAAUAUGCAAAAGUAGCACAGGCAGCAGAAGGCGCAGGUCUAGCUAAAGACCGGAUUAUAGUCAUCGACGACACCACUGAGUUUUCCGGUGAUAGCAUCUGGCAGCCAGAUCCAUAUCUGAUUCCGGACUACAAGUUUACCUCAGUCCAUAAGUCACCCAUCACUCGCCCAAAAGAGGAAUUGGCCUUUUUGGUCUUUUCCUCUGGUACUACGGGUCUACCAAAGGGUGUUAUGCUUUCUCACACCAACAUUGUUGCCAAUUUAUUGCAGAUGGAAGCUGUAGAUGCCGGCUACUUGGAUUCAACAGAUCGUGCACUAGCCUUUUUACCGUUCUUUCACAUUUAUGAAGUUGACGAAAUUCUUUCCACAGGUAUCACAUGUCUAAUCAAUUAUGGCCUCUUUCUGGGAAUGUCCACCUAUAUCAUGCCCCGAUUUGAUUUGGAGAGUUUCUGCAACGUGGUACAAAACCAAAAGAUCACUUACGUCUAUGCCGUCCCACCGGUCGUGCUCCAAAUCGUGCAAAACCCAAUUGUUGAAAAGUACAAUUUGAGUUCUAUUCGGCUGAUCAAUUGUGCUGCUGCUCCGUUGCCUACGGAGCUCAUUAGAACUCUAAGGACUAAGUUUGGUCUAAGCAUUCGUCAACAAUAUGGUAUGAGCGAGUGCUCUCCUUGUACCCACUCACAGACCAAGCAAGAAGGCGACGAACAUCCCGGCGCUGUAGGACGUUUGGUGCCCAAUGUAACAGCAAAAUACGUCCCCAUCGCCGGAGAAGAGGUCAGACCUGGAAGAGCAGAAGGAGAGCUCUGGGUCAAGGGACCGAAUGUAUUUUUAGGGUAUUUGAACAACCCAGCCGCAACAAAGGAGUCAUUCUCGCGGGAUGGCUUCUACAAGACUGGAGACAUUGGCUAUGAAGACGCCUACGGCAAUUUCGUGCUUACCGACCGGAUAAAAGAACUGAUCAAGUACAAUGGAUUCCAGGUCCCACCGGCUGAGCUUGAGUCUCUUUUACUCGGCCAUCCUGCUGUUGCAGAUGUUGCAGUUGUCGGUAUCCCUAGUGGACAGGCUGGCUCCGAAUUGCCUAGAGCAUACAUCAAAGCGAAGGAAAACAGCCAGGGAGAUCGGAAAACCGCGGAUGAUAUUGUUGAAUAUGUACGAGUCAGAGUGGUUGCCUACAAACAGCUAAGGGGGGGAGUGCAUUUUGUCGACGCCAUCCCUAGGAAUCCUGCGGGCAAGAUUUUAAGGCGAGAACUGACGAAACUGUACACUCACAAACUGUAA
Messenger RNA from Talaromyces marneffei, 1656 nucleotides. RefSeq lists its product as uncharacterized. Gene Ontology annotation, biological process: secondary metabolic process. The coding region runs from base 1 to 1656 and encodes 551 amino acids. NCBI's taxonomy places the organism in Eukaryota, Fungi, Ascomycota, Eurotiomycetes, Eurotiales, Trichocomaceae. The record is from RefSeq and is a predicted model, not a curated record. Gene Ontology annotation, molecular function: CoA-ligase activity. The transcript has 4 exons.